AUGGCGCUUGCGCAGCGCGCCCUUGCCAACGCGCCCGCGUCCUACGCCAGCUCACGGCCCCGCGCGGCAGGUCCGGGACGGGACGCGUUGGGAUGCCUCCGCCUACCUGCGGUGCCCUCGCGGCGCGCUUCGCGCGGGCGGAGGGUGGCAUGCCAGGCAGCCAGCAAUGAAGUCGAUGAGAUGGCCAAGGCGGAGAGGCGGUGGGAAAGCCAGGUGAGAGAAGGCAAGGUGCGCAACGUCACCUGCAAGGGCGCGGGGAAACUGUUGGCGCAGGACGAAGGCUGGGUCCUUUUGGACGUCCGACCGCCAAAAGAAGUCAAGCAGGCCAGCGUGAAAGGAGCAGUGGCCGUGCCGCUAUUUGUACCCGACAAGGAAACGUCACUCCCAAGUUUAAUGAAGCAGAUGUCUGCUUUCGGCAUGGGUGGAUGGUGGUUGGGCACCACGCACAUGGUGCCCAAUGAAGGGUUCAUGUCAGAGGUGCGGGCAAAAAUACCAAAGAACAGCAAGGUCAUUGUCGCAUGUCAGAAGGGGUUGAGGUCGCUUGCAGCAUGCGAACAGAUGGCUCUUGCUGGUUACACCACCCUUGCCUGGAUAAAUGGUGGCUUUGACACAGCCAAGAAAGGAGACCUGCCCAUGGAUGGGGAUAAGGACAUCCGGUAUGCAGGCAUUGGUGGCGUCUCUGCCCUUCUGGGCUGGACAGAGGUGCAGCAGCAGGACAGAGAAGAGGCCGGUGAUCGCCUAGGAAACAUCAUUAAAGUGGCUGGGGCCGUCUUGGUUCUGGACUUGCUUGCCCUGGGCUAUGAGCAGAUCAGCUAUAUGACAGGGGGAAAUUGA
Messenger RNA from Ostreobium quekettii, 834 nucleotides. NCBI's taxonomy places the organism in Eukaryota, Viridiplantae, Chlorophyta, Ulvophyceae, Bryopsidales, Ostreobiaceae. The record is from the annotation of a GenBank genome assembly.